Messenger RNA from Hyalella azteca, 4077 nucleotides. RefSeq lists its product as uncharacterized. The coding region runs from base 28 to 3105 and encodes 1025 amino acids. Lineage: Eukaryota; Metazoa; Arthropoda; Malacostraca; Amphipoda; Hyalellidae. The record is from RefSeq and is a predicted model, not a curated record. The transcript is spliced from 2 exons.
GUAUCAUUCUGUAAACAUUGCUGGGCUAUGGAGGCUGUGCAUCGCGUGUUGAAUUUUAACAUUUUUGGACACAGAACAUGGCGUUGUGAAUCUAUCAGCAAUGGUGUUAAAUCUAUAGAAAACAAAAGCAACAAGUCAGUGUUGACAGAUAAUAAUUUUGUGAAUAAUUCAGAGCAAGGAUCAAAUGAUGGCUUAAAGUGUUUCACAGAGCUCUGCGGGGUCACAGGCUCCGCUGCGCUGUUAUGGCUUCCACCACCGGCAUCUCUGCUUCCGAAAAAUCAAAGGAUAAAAAAUUAUGACAAAAAUAUUCUCCUGAACAUCUACCCGUCAGGUAGCAAUGGACAGGAUAAAUUGGCUGGCCUCUGCCGAAGUGGUCAGAUGGGUCCGCAUCUCGUCAAUAUGAUCUCACCAACCUUUUCACUGCCAGAAUCAGCUGAUCAUGAUGGAAUUUCAGUGACUGUUUUUGACAUUGCCGUUUCUUCUAAAACUUUGAUGUCAUUGAAAACAAAGGAAGAAAUUGAGAAAUUUUAUGCUGAUUCUAUAAAUUAUCUUCAAUCUUAUAUUAUUAACCAGAAAACUGCUAUUCACAGCAACAAUAGUAUCUUCCAUCUUGUCUUCCGAGCAUAUGAUGGCUACGCUCCUGCUGUGGUUGAUUGCAAAAAUGACCUCAUUGGUUCUCCCAAGAAAUAUGGCAAGUGUAGGCAACAACAGAGAAAUGCAAAAGAAUCCUCUUCUAUUGACUUCGCAGAAUAUGAAUGCUCAACAGUAGCUUCUCCUAGCCCUAGCAACCAUCAAAAAUGGAUAGUAACUGGCUGUCAACACUAUCAAGCUGCAUACCUGAUGCCCACAAUCAAAACUUUGCAAGUGAACAUCCACAAAAAUCCUCAGUCACUUUUUUACCUUGCAGCAAAAGCUUGUCAGCAGGAGGUUGUUGGUUUAUGUGUUGAGUUGGAUGCUUGCAUCUUACCUUUCAUCCAUCUUCAGGUGAAAGAUGGUUGUCUUUUCAUAUCGCUUGACUUGAAAAUUCCUUCUCAUCUGCAACUUAAAUUGCCAAGUAACUUACCAUUGAUUGAUGAAAACCAAGUGUGCUUUUGGACAUUGAACAACAAAUUAUACUGCAUUGUAAAAGUUUCAUCUACUGAAAGUGUCUGUGAAAGCCCCAAGCCUAUUGGCAAAAAAAUACUUGAUCACUCUACAUCUGUGGACUCGGGCAUUGGAAGUGAUGAGUCAUCCUGCAGAAAUUUGCUUGCCUUGGACUCGACAGGAAUUGAAGACGUCUUUGAAAACUCUGACGCUGAUGUCAGCCUGGAUGGUUUCAGUGAUUGGUUCUACCAAAAGCUAUUAACAAACUCAAUUCUCCUGCAUUCAAGUCUAUUUGAUGCUCCAAACAGCCAAUCUUGUGCAAUUCUAGAUCAAAAACCCAUCUGUGAUACCAAUGCUCCUAUUGAUACCUCUAAGCUCAAUGACGGAGCUCUGUGUUGCCCCAAGUUUAUUGUUAGCCAAACAUUGGAUAAAAUUCAUAUUGCCAUUACAUGCAAUACCUCACACUCGGAUAACAUAAAAGUAGAAGCCGAGAGUGCAGAAGUUAUUCAAAUUACCUUGACCAACGUCAAAACUCUUACUAAGCACUGCAUCCAAAUAUCAUCUGUUGAGCCAAAUGCUCAUUUUUCUGUUACUUCUGAGCCUCCAAGAAAAUUUAUGUGUGGCCAAAAUGGUACAGCAAAGACAGAGGUCACUAAAAAUAUUGUCAUAUGUCCUGAAAAAGUUUUGGUUUCACUGCUAAAAAGCAUGUCAGGAACGUGGCCGGCUGUCUGGGUAGGCCUACAGGGCAGACUCAACAAGAUCUCACUGCUGCAUGGUGCCCAGUCUCCGCAAGCCCAAGAGAAUGUGGAGCCGGUGUGCAUGGUGCAGCCUGCCAGCGUUGAUGGUGGUUCAUCCAGCACAGGCGAUUGUCAGUCGACAAACUUCUCCGCUGUCGAAGAGCCGCCUCACGACCAAAACGACAAGAAUGAAGUCAUUGAUUCGCAUCAAAAUGACGAGUCAGAGCCAAAGGUCCAAGUGAACUUGAAUAAAAAGAAAAAGAUAGGGAAGCUCGUUGCCCCACCACAAGAUUCGAGUGAGGAUGCCGUCAGCAACGGAGGUGAUAGAGCAACUAUUGAUGAUGAGAAACUUGGUGAUUCAAAAAUCGAAGAGGCUGUGAAAUUUUCAGCUAGUCCCAUUAAGAAUAAGGAAAGGAGAGAAGGAAAACAGUUCUUUGACGUUUCGAUAGCUUCCAGCAACUCCAAACGAUGCCGGCGAAGUAGCGAGUGUUUGAUUGGUUCUACGUACGACACGAAAAAGUUUUCUGGCCGGGACGGUGAAACGUUUGCGACGCGGCCUAAGAGUAUCCUGAAGAGAAGAGGAAGGUCGUACAGUGAGAGCCACAUAGGGAGCCUUGAAGAAUGCCUUGGCGAAGAGCUUCUCGGGAAAUACGGAAGCGUUGAAGAGGCCCUUGUUGGAGAGUACGGGUGUCUGGAAAGCUUGCUUGAGGAGUGUGGCUGGGGAGAGGACGGCGACGACGGGGCAUUCUUCAAGUCGGACGAUCUCGAGUCCAGUGAGGGAAGCAAAAAAAGCGUUCGUUUUAGUGAGACAAGUCAGACGCAUUUGUUCAUGUCCAAAGCUUCUAUUCUCAACCAGCUAGCAAACGAUGACAAGAAAGCCAUGCGUCAGAAGAUGAAAGACCUCAAGAAGAAACAGCGAAGUGAGAAAAGAUCUGCUCACAAGAGCGGUAGUUCGCCAGGAAGCCCUCGUCGAAGUUUCGAUAGCUCCUACCGUAGCAACGGCGGCUACAGCUCUCAUGAUGAGGGUGUGACCACUGAGGAGAGCGAUGGCUGUGAACUGCUGUCCAGUAGUUGUGAGACCACCGAUAACACCACGACUGAGGAGGAUACAGACACCGAGAAAGAGCCUCCAGCGAAGACGACCAUCAUGGAGAAAAGCGUGUACCUCUCUUGCAUUAAAAAGAACCAGAACUUCGGCGCCGGCAGAAAACGUGGAAGGAAAUGCAACAAGAAGCGUGUUGAGCUCACUAACAACAUGAUUUUCCAGCUCGACAUGGAAGCUUAGAGUCGCAGCGUCACUCUUAUUUAGACCUAGAUAAGGGUUACAUUUUUCUAGUAUCUUUUCUUUUUUGUUUGUUCUCAUUAAGUUAAUCCCUCUCUAGACUUCAUUAGUAUUUAAUCAUGGGUUCUGUUGAUUGUUUUAAGAGUAUUAAACUAAGUUUAAGGAACAUAUGCUUUACCCCUAAAUGAAUCACGAUUUUACUUGAAAAAUUUAUGUAAUUUUCCUGCCUAUUAUUGCGAAAUUUUGGGCUUAAACAAAGAUUGAUACUGAAGCUAGUUCAUUUAGAAAUUUUGUUUAAUCAUUUCUGUUGAUGUUCCUCUUCAUCCAGAAAUCGUGUUUUACUGUAUUGAAUAUUUAAUAUUUCAGCGUUUUUGUGAUCUUUACUUUUUGUUGCACUAAUAAAAUUUCACGGAUCAUUGCGAUGCUUUUGAUUCGGUAUGAGCUUGCGAUGUGGCUAAUAGAGAAGCUUAUCAAUGUGAAUUUCUUAUAACCAACACUUUUAGUUUUUAUUUGCAAGGAACCAACGAAGUUUAACAUGCAUAAAAAAUGACGUCAGCUUUCAGUUAUGUUACGCUCCAAGACUUGCCGAAUUAUGUUUAUCUUUCUAACUUAUGUCUUCAUUUCGGAUUACGUAUAUCUAUCACUUGUACCAAACAAUUGAUUCUCAUCGUUCCAUAGUCCCAAGACGUUUAUUUCAUUUUGUUAUUAUUUGUGUUCGUUGGAUUCUUGCGUUUGAGUUCCUGGAACUUUUUUUGUCAAUUUUUUUUUAUCUUUAUAAGUGAAGAUGCUUUGCAUUUGGUGUAUCAUAGAUAACAGCAUCUUCAGCCAGUUUGAGGAGACGACAUGGGAGUAGCAGGAGUUCUUGGGGUUCAGUAGGUCGGUAGUGUAACGAGCGCUCUGUCAGAUUUUCCUCUAACAAUACAAUGUUAGAAAAAACGGUGAAAAAACGGUCCCACUGGCGUUCUAGUGGCCGGU